UCUCAACGUUGCUAGAUCUACGCGAAACUAAACGCUCUACAAAAUGUUUGCCAAUCAAAUCACCGGAUUGCUGAUUUGCCUCGAGUGUUGCCUGCUGGCGAGUGGAGCCUUUGUGCCCGUGAAGGAGGCACGGGAUGAGGAUAAUACAGAGUUUAGCAACACAGGUUCCACGCUGGAACUAGUCCAUUUGCUCUUUCGUCAUGGCCCACGCACGCCUGUAAACACAUUUCCCAAGGAUCCCCAUUUAAACAACACCUACGAACCUUACGGCUGGGGUCAACUAACCAAUGGUGCCAAAGUGGAGCUCUAUAAAAUUGGCAAACAGCUACGCAAGCGAUAUAAGGACUUCUUGCCAUCCUACUAUCAACCCAAUAUGUUGCACGCACAGGCCACACAAUCAUCACGCACCAUUAUGUCCCUGCAGAUGGUGCUGGCCGCAAUGUUUCCGCCGGAGAAUACGCCUUUGGAGUGGAAUAUGAUGCUGAACUGGCAGCCCAUUCCAAUCUUUACAGAGCCGGAGGCAACUGAUACUAGAUUACGCCAGAAUAUUCCCUGCCCCCGCUAUGAUGAGGCAGUUUGGGAAGUAAUGCAUCUACCGGAGGUGGUCGCAUUGCAUGAGGAGAACUCGCAGCUUCUUAAGAAUCUCACUGAUCUGACAGGUUUCAAUGUGAGCUAUUCCCAUGAUGUGACCAAUAUCUUCAUAUCGCUGCAAACACAACAGGCGUAUGGUCUGGAGCUGCCCGAGUGGAGCAAGGAAUACUAUCCGGACAGGAUGAGACUUAUGGCAGAAAAAUCCUAUUCGUAUGACGCUUACACGACGGAGAUGCGCAAGAUGAAAGGUGGCUUCUUUCUCCAAGACAUGUACAAGCAAAUGCAGUCCAAGAUCUCGGGAAAUCUUGAGCCAGCUGGCAGGAAAAUGUACGCCUAUUGUGCACACGAUUGGUCCGUAUCGAAUGUGCUUAACGCUCUGGAUGUUUGGGGUACCCAAAUGCCCCGUUUCUCAGCUCUGAUAGCCUUUGAGCUCCACAAACGCAACGAUACCGGGGAGUACUUUGUAGAAAUUUACUUUCAAAAUGAUCCCAACAAGAGGCCAAAGCUCCUGAAGGUGCCAGGCUGCGAUAAACAGUGUCCCAUUGAGAAGCUCUUAGAGCUGACUAAGAAUGUUCUUCCCGAUGCUCCCUACGAGCAACUCUGCGUCGCCAAGGGAACCAGUGAUGGCUCUCGUAUUAGCUAUCAUUAAGUAAUAUUUAUGUAAACUCUAAAUAUACCUUAAACUACUGUAAACUAUACGUUUUUUCAAUCACAUCUUCUAUAAUAUGUAAUUUAGAGUGAUAUUUGAUUGAUUUGCACGCCACUGAAACAACCUAUACCAAUCUGGAAAUCACUGUGCGUGUUUUGUUGUUAUGGUACACCAGAAGGUGGUUCGAAAAGUUUUAUCAAGCACUAUACAUGCGUCAUAUCCAUGUCGUAUCCGUUCCACAAC
Molecule: messenger RNA, 1483 nt
Organism: Drosophila innubila
Lineage: Eukaryota; Metazoa; Arthropoda; Insecta; Diptera; Drosophilidae
Product: lysosomal acid phosphatase
Exons: 5
Coding region: 44-1240 (398 amino acids)
Biological process (GO): dephosphorylation
Molecular function (GO): phosphatase activity
Source: RefSeq, a predicted model, not a curated record